This is a messenger RNA of Manis pentadactyla (Chinese pangolin), 7428 nucleotides long. RefSeq names its product zinc finger protein 592 (gene ZNF592). Lineage: Eukaryota; Metazoa; Chordata; Mammalia; Pholidota; Manidae. Bases 232 to 4020 code for a protein of 1262 amino acids. The transcript is spliced from 10 exons. The record is from RefSeq and is a predicted model, not a curated record.
CCCGCCCCCGCUCCGCCCCCGGAGCCGCAGCCCCGCCCGCCACCGCCGUCGCCAUGUUGUGGCUCCCGCUGCCGGCGCUGGGGACGCGCGCGGCCGAGCCCGGGGCCUGCAGCCGCCGCCGCCGCCAGCCAGUCCAGCAGCAGUCUGCAGACGGGCACUGGGAAGCCACUGGACCACAUCCUUUCUGAGGUCCCCUUCAGCUCUAACAUCCUCCCUCGCCGGCAUCCAGCCAUGGGGGACAUGAAGACUCCAGAUUUUGAUGACCUUCUGGCUGCCUUUGACAUCCCAGACCCCACCAGCCUUGAUGCCAAGGAGGCCAUCCAGACCCCCAGUGAGGAGAAUGAGAGCCCUCUCAAGCCUCCAGUCAUGUGUGUGGAUGAGAACGUGUCCUUGUCUCACUCGGCAUCAGCCUCAGACGCACCGGCCGUGAGUGUCAUUGUCAAGAACACCAGCCGCCAGGAGUCGUUUGAAACGGAGAAAGACCACAUUGCUCCCAGCCUCCUACACAAUGGAUUCCGGGGCUCAGACCUGCCUCCAGAUCCUCACAACCUGGCCCACAACUGUGGGAAGUUCGACUCCACUUUCAUGAAUGGAGACAGUGCCAGGAGUUUCCCUGGCAAGCUGGAACCUUCCAAAUCAGAGCCAUUGCCAACCUUUAACCAGUUCAGUCCAAUCUCCAGCCCAGAGUCUGAGGAUGCCAUCAAAGAUAAUGGGUUUGGGAUGAAGCCCAAGCACUCUGAUAGUUAUUUCCCACCGCCUCCCGGGUGUGGGCCUGUUGGGGGCCCAGUCCUGGAGGCUCUGGCUAAGUUUCCAGUCCCAGAGCUACACAUGUUUGAUCACUUUUGUAAGAAAGAACCUAAGCCAGAACCCGUGUCCCUGGGGAGUCCGCAGGAGCGCGAGCGAGGUGGGAAGACAGUGGCGGAACCGCACACAGAGCUGUUCUUCGGGGAAGCUUUGGAGUUCCACAGCCACCCCAGCAACAGUGUCACAGAGCCUGCGGGGCUGGCCCUGGAGCUCGGCGCCUGCUCUGCAGUCCCCCCGAGGCAGCGCCUGAAGCCAGCUCAUUCCAAGCUGUCCUCCUGUGUUGCAGCCUUGGUGGCCCUGCAAGCCAAGAGAGUGGCCAGCGUCACCAAGGAGGAUCAGUCUGGCCACACAAAGGAUUCCUCAGGGCCGGCGAAAGAGGUCUCCAAAGGCAGCCCCAAAAUGCCCAAGUCACCAAAGAGUCCCCGGAGCCCCCUGGAGGCCGCUAGGAGAAGCACGAAGGCCCCGGACAGCCCUCGGAGCCUGUGCAGCGACUGCAGCGGCAAAGGCUCGCCCUCCGUGGCGGCCAGUUCCCCGCCAGCCAUCCCCAAAGUCAGAAUCAAAACCAUCAAGACGUCGUCGGGGGAGAUCAAACGGACCGUCACGAGGAUCCUGCCAGACCCUGACGACCCCAGUAAGUCCCCUGUCGGGUCGCCCCUGGGGAGUGCCGUCGCCGAGGCCCCCGAGGCGCUGGAGGACGAGAUCCCUGCCCUGCCUGCGGUGGAGCACUUCCCCGAGGUGGGCACAGGUUCAGAGAGCCCGCAGGACGACAGGAAAGGGGCCGACAGCUUGAUGAAGGCCGGCAGAUCUCCGUCGCCCUGCUGCGGUUCUGGGUCCCGCGCCCCCAAGGGGGCCACCCUCGGCUCACAGCCGGGCAGGAAGCAGCAGCCCAGCAGAGCGCCGCAGGCGUCUGCCCUGGCCCCUGCCAGCCUCCUGCCCAAAGCCGUGCACCUGGCCAACCUGAACCUGGUCCCCCACAGCGUCGCCGCGUCGGUGACGGCCAAGUCCUCGGCGCAGAGGCGUAGCCAGCCGCAGCUCACACAGAUGUCCGUGCCCCUGGUCCACCAGGUGAAGAAGGCCGCCCCGCUGGUGGUGGAGAUCUUCCACAAGGUCCUCCACAGCUCCAACCCCGUGCCCCUCUACGCGCCAAACCUCAGCCCGCCUGCGGACAGCAGGAUCCACGUGCCGGCCAGUGGGUACUGUUGCCUGGAGUGUGGGGACGCGUUUGCCUUAGAGAAGAGCCUGAGCCAGCACUACGGCCGGCGCAGCGUCCACAUCGAGGUGCUGUGCUCGCUCUGCUCCCAGACGCUGCUCUUCUUCAACAAGUGCAGUCUGCUGCGGCACGCCCGCGCCCACAAGAGCAAGGGGCUCGCCAUGCAGUGCUCCCAGCUGCUGGUCAAGCCCAUCUCUGUGGACCAGAUGUUCGUGUCGGCCCCUGCCAGCUCCACGGCCCCAGCAGCUCCUGUGCCCCACCUUUCCCCCAAACACAGCGUCGUGCCAGCCAGUGCCAGCCCAACCCUUCCUGCCUUGCCGCUCUACCCAGACCCUGUGAGGCUCAUCCGGCAUGGAGUCAAGUGUCUCGAGUGUCACAAGCAGAUACGGGAUUACGUGGCCAUGGCCGCACAUUACCAGAGGACGGCAGAGGAGGCCGAGGGGCUGACAUGCCAGGUGUGCCAGAUGCUGCUGCCCAACCAGUGUAGCUUCUGUGCCCACCAGCGGAUCCACGCUCACAAGUCCCCCUACUGCUGCCCGGAGUGUGGAGCCCUCUGUCGCUCUGCCUACUUCCAGACUCAUGUAAAGGAGAAUUGCCUGCACUAUGCCCGCAAGGUGGGCUACAGAUGCAUCCACUGUGGGGUUGUCCACCUGACCUUGGCCUUGUUGAAAAGCCACAUCCAGGAGCGACACUGCCAGGUUUUCCACAAAUGUGCUUUCUGUCCCAUGGCCUUCAAGACUGCCAGCAGCACCGCGGACCACAGCACCACCCAGCACCCUGCCCAGCCCCACAGACCCUCCCAGCUCAUUUAUAAGUGCUCAUGCGAAAUGGUGUUCAACAAGAAGAGGCACAUUCAGCAGCAUUUUUACCAGAAUUCCAGCAAGACCCAGGUGGGCGUCUUCAAGUGCCCGGAGUGCCCACUCUUGUUCCUGCAGAAGCCAGAACUGAUGCAGCACGUCAAGAGCACCCACGGUGUUCCCCGAAAUGUGGACGAGCUGUCUAGUCUCCAGUCCUCAGCAGACACCUCCUCAGGCCGUCCUGGCGCUCGAGUCCCCACUGAGCCCCCAGCCACUAGCAUGGCUGCUCGGGGCAGCUCCCUACCCUCCAGCCGCUGGAGCAGGCCUGAGGCCCAUCGCAGGGCUGAGGCCAGGCCCCGGCUGAGGAACACUGGCUGGACCUGCCAGGAGUGCCAGGAGUGGGUUCCUGAUCGGGAGAACUAUGUGUCGCACAUGAAAAAAAGCCACGGUAGGACGCUGAAGCGGUACCCGUGCCGGCAGUGUGAGCAGUCCUUCCACACCCCCAACAGCCUGCGCAAACACAUCCGUAACAACCACGACACAGUGAAGAAAGUCUACACUUGCGGAUAUUGCACAGAGGACAGCCCCAGCUUUCCUCGGCCCUCCCUCCUGGAGAGCCACAUCAGCCUUAUGCACGGCAUCAGAAACCCUGACUUGAGCCAGACAUCCAAAGGCAGACCCCCGGGUGGACGUUCCCCUCAGGUGAACCAUCUGAAAAGACCAGUCAGCGGAGCAGGGGACGCUCCGGGCACCAGCAAUGGCGCGACUGUCUCUUCCACCAAAAGGCACAAGUCCCUUUUCCAGUGUGCGAAAUGUAGCUUUGCCACAGACUCGGGGCUCGAGUUUCAGAGCCACAUACCUCAGCACCAGGCGGACAGCUCCACAGCCCAGUGUCUCCUCUGUGGCCUGUGCUACACCUCUGCCAGCUCCCUCAGCCGCCACCUCUUCAUCGUCCACAAGGUGAGAGACCAGGACGAGGAGGAGGCCGCAGUGGAGGCGACAGAGCCAGAGGAGGGCUCCAGGGAGGAGGUGUCCUUGGAGGCCAGGGAGAAUGGACUGGAAGACGGUGCUGGCGAGCCUUUGCUGGGCAGCCUGGAGGCGAGGAGAUCGCUGGGCCCGGCCUCAUGGGAGGAGAGGGCCCAGGAUCCCCAGAGUCACCCGCAGGCCUCUCAGGACCAGGAAGGCCGUGCACUGUCCUCUCAGGUGUGACUGGAGGCUCCACAGUGUGUGCAGUCGCCACCGGGUGUCCUUAACCUGCCGUGUGGACCACGGGAAGUGAAAAGCUCUGCCCCAGGGGAGCGUGGCGGCUGUGCCCUGGAGCGGUGUCUGCUGAGCCCAGGACGCGCGGGGGGACCCGGGACCCCUGCAGCGCUGAACCUGCUUCUGUUAUUUAUGACUUCGUGCUGCUUCUUGGUGCCCCAACUCGCUUCUGUGCCCUCCUAGCCCAGGGCUGUCCAUGGGGCUUGAAACUCCGCCAGGCCUGCUCUUUUGGGAGGUCCCUCCUGCUGCCUGCAGCCUGGGGCGCCUCAGAGCUCUGGGCCUGCCAGCAGCCCUGCGCCCUGCCAUGCGGGCCCGAGGAGGGGCCUGAGGCGCCGGUGCCGCCCCCGGUGAGCGCUCCGCCAGGCCUGGCCUGGCCUGGCAGGGGCUGGGCUCCCCUGGCCUUUCCUUCCUGUCUCCUCUGAUUCUUUUCCCUAAAAAAGAGUCCUGGGGAAUUAAUUCUCACACCGGCUCACCCAGGCUGUGGGUGGAGACACUUCGGCAGCACCUGCUGUCUGGGUGAGCAGGAGAGGCGGGCAGGCGCCUGGAGGCAGACCCUUCAGAAGGAGCUGUGAGCUCCGCGCUGCUGCUCUGCCUCUCCUGACAGGUGUGGCUUGGGGUGCACAGACGUGGGAAGAUUUGUAUUCUUGCUCCUGUGCCAUUAGAGAGGCUGCUGCCCCAUGCAGGCCAGCCCCUCCUCCUCGGCUAUACUAAUGUUGCUCAGACUAUAUUUCAAAUAAAAAAUCUUCUUACCAUGCAGGUAGGCUCUUGUAUUCCUCUUCCGGUGAGCCUGGCCCUGCCCUGCCCCACCCGGGGGUCUUUUCCAGCUCCCCUCAUUGUCCCGUCUCCUGCCAUCCGAGGAACUUGCGUCUGGGUUCUGGAGCUGUGUCGGGAAGCCAGGAGCUCCCAGCUUGUUCGUUCUCCAGAGACCUCCUGAAGGGUGAGGGGGCCCUUACGGAUGGUCAGGCCACCUCCCAGGUCUCCCCUGGGCUAGCAGCACCCGCUUAAUUUUCUGGACACCUCCGCCUUUCCUAUAAAUGGGUUUUCAACCUAGGAGAACCCUUUGCUUGUGGCAGGGCCUGGGAGGGAUCGAGGCGAGGAACUCUGUAACGCCCUGGUGCUCGUCAGAGGCCUUGGUGUCCCCGCUGCCAAGGGCCCUCUGGGUGGCAGAACUGGGGGUAGAUGUGGGAGGUUGGACUCUUCCUUGACGGCAGAGUUAGGGCCCGGCCCAGCGCUGGGAGCAGGCUAUGGGGCGUGCCUGCUGACCUCUGACCCAAGUGGCUGCUGCAGCCCUGCAUGAUCUGGUGCCACAAAGGGAAGUGGGUCCUCGCUGAGUUCUUAGAGGUGCUCUUUCAAGGGAAGUGUUGAAUAUCAAUUAUAAAUUAUUAAGUCAGAUAAAUAUGCCUGACCUUUUCACAGUUGGAAAAAAAAAUGCUUUCUUCAUCAAAUGCCAGCUUUUGCAGUGCAGACGCUCAGGGCAUUGGCGUGCUUGCCUCGGUUUCAGAGCGGCCUUGCUCUUUAAUGAUGGCUGUGCCCAGCAAGGCCAAGUCCCUGCUGCCCGAGUGGGGACCACAGCUGGGCCUGAUUCCAGCUGCCUGCAAAGCCAGAGCUAGCCUCGACUUACCUGUUGUCCCUUUCCUGAUUCCAGUUGCAGGGUGUCCACCUGGGGCCCAGGACCAUUCAGAGGAGCAGGUUAUAGAGGAGGCUGACAGGAGGUCUUCAAAUGGAAGGCUGCACCUCUUCCUGCUCAGAAACGGUGGGAGCCGCAGUCAGGGGAGAGGAGGCAGUGAAAUCCACCCAUCCUGGCUCCAGAUCCAUCUCUCCUGGGAAUGGUGUGGAGUGGAAGGAAUGCCAAGCCGCUCAGCAGGAAGCCUGGGUCACAGCCUGGGUUCUGCCCUUAGCCAGCUCUUAACAGCCCUGAACUUCACUGGCCCCUCCCAUUCAAAACAGACCUAGGAAUUCCCAGGCAGCUUGCUUCUCCGGUUUUUGUGAGAGGGUGAGUGUGGAAGCAUUUUCUGGUUUAAGAAGCACUGUACAUGUGAGGGUUUCUUGACUUGACCUUGGGGCGUGGAGGGUGGGGUGCGCCUCACCUGCUUCGCACUUGGAUGCUGGCCAUCACUUAGGAUUGGCCCGGCCCCUCCCCCCCAUUUAGGAAUAGGGAUGAUAAUAGCCCUUGGCUCUGCUCUCGCGCCCAGCAUCGUACUAAACACUUCCCAGUGAUUCCCGAGCCCUCACAAUGAUCUCAUAGUUCUGUCCUCCAUUUCACGGAGAAGGAAGCCAAGACUCAGAAGGGUAGAUAACUUGCUGGGCCCCCAGUAAUGGUCCUGAGUCAAGCCUGUCUGGCCCCAAAUUCUGUAACGUCAGCCACUGUGUGCCUUAGUGACCCAGUUGCUUUGGCUGGCUGCCAGCAUGUCAGCAGUUUGCAGCCAUCCAGACAACCCCGUUCCUACCUUCCCUGGGGCUGGGGGGGCCUCCCCGAGUGCCGGGUUCCCUUUGGAGUCAGUCUGUACCUCAUCACUCUAAGGAGAGCCCUGCACAUCACAUUUGCUGGUGACAUCCUGAAACACACAGUUCUCGUGACCUUCCCUUCUCACUGGGGUUUAUCUUGCCAUUAGAAGGCCAUCAUUUUGAGGGGCCAUCCCAGAAAAGGUUGCCCAGCCUUCAGAGGGAACAUGGUUCCCUGGGGGCCUAGUAUCUUCUGAUAUGGUCCCAUCUUUGUAAAGAUGCUUUUUAAUGGUCCUGCUAUCAUUUAUUGAUGUUGGAAAAUGCUUGCUCUAACAAACACUUGCCUGUGCAUUAGCUGGCGUGAAUGCUUUACUCGUCAAGUUAAACAGAUAAGAUUCCCCACCUUUGUAGAAACUACAAUUUAAUAUAUUUCUAAGGCUUGAUAAAUGGCUAGUAUUUAUUUUCCAGCUGCUUUAUCUCUGUAGAAUGAUAUGCCGAAUUACUAUAAACUAAUUGGUAUAGAAAGAAAUGUUUCCUUAACUUAACUUAUGUAAACAGUCUGUUUUUGAAAACUUUUAACAGUUGUGGCUCAGUAAGUUCAACACACUUUGCCUUCCCCCCAGACAGCCUCAUUACCACUUUUUAUUUAGCUCUGGGCGUACUUUCUUUUUACUUGUUUAAACCUUUUUUUUGUUUUGAAAAAUUAAUAUAUAAUACAUGCCAGACAUCCAAACAGUACAAAAGGGUAUCCAAUGAAAAGUCAACUUGCCAGUGGAGGUCAGCCUUCAGUUCCGCAGUUAUUAAUCACUGUUACCUAUAUUUUGUGUACCUUUCUGAGCAAUUCUAUGCAUUUACAAGUUUAUAAAUAUGUAUAUUUAUAUAUAUAUUUUAAUACAAAUGGUAGCAUUCUAUAUA